Messenger RNA from Anoplopoma fimbria (sablefish), 3398 nucleotides. RefSeq names its product transmembrane protein 116 (gene tmem116). The record is from RefSeq and is a predicted model, not a curated record. The coding region runs from base 1 to 1077 and encodes 358 amino acids. Gene Ontology annotation, cellular component: plasma membrane. Gene Ontology annotation, molecular function: G protein-coupled receptor activity. Gene Ontology annotation, biological process: adenylate cyclase-activating G protein-coupled receptor signaling pathway. The transcript is spliced from 11 exons. NCBI's taxonomy places the organism in Eukaryota, Metazoa, Chordata, Actinopteri, Perciformes, Anoplopomatidae.
AUGUGGAGUCCAGAGAGGCUUCAGGAGGUUUCAGCCAACAGCAGUGAGAGGAACACCACCGGAGCAGAGGACUGGUCUCAGGUGUAUGAAGCCGUCAGGUGGAUCCAGCUCGUCAUGGCUGUUCUCAGUGUUCUGGGUUCUGGUUCCAUCAUCGUCUGUGUGACCUCACAGAGACUGGGUCGCACGCCGGAGCUGCAGCCUCUCCUCCUGCUCAGUGUGUCCGACCUGCUGCUCGCUGUCUGCUGGACGACCGGAGCCGCUCUGUUCUCUGAACGCUGCAGCAGCCUGAACACAUUCUGUUACCACCUGCACACCGUGGAGCAGGUUCUCUACAUGGCCUCCUUCUUCUACACCCUCAACUAUGUGUUGAACCUCUACACAGGAAUCAGGGACAAGUUCUACAGCUGCAUCAACGGAGUCCCGCUUCAGGAGUCCAGCAGAGCGACCGCCGCGCUGCUCUCCGGGCUGUUUCCUGUUCUGCUGAUGACGCCCGUGUUCAUACAAGGAAACGUCAGCCAAUGUCAGGCCAACUUCAGCGAGCCCUACAGGUGUCUCCUGAUGCACACCGGAGCGCUGUACCUCACCUCGCAGCACCAGCAGCCAAUCACAGCCUGCAGCCGGCUGCACACCUACCGCAUCGCCGUCUUCCUCGCCACCUUCCUCCUCACCCUCCUCAGCAUCAUAGUGCUCGUGGUGAAAGCCCGUCAUUUCUACAGGCGGGUCGUGACGUCAAACGGUUACCUUGGCAACCAGCAGCGGGCCUCCUUCCGCCUGAUGGACCGGCGGAUGCUCCUGUACCCACUGAUCUUCGUCCUCUGUUGGGGUCCAGCGGUGAGUCUGGCUUUUCUCCGGCUGGUGAAGCCCUCAGCUGGUCAGGGAGCCGCCGGCGUCGCCCUCUACAUAUCUCAGGCCUCCACCUCGGCCUCUCAGGGUUUCCUCAACUGUCUGGUCUACGGAUGGACGCGUGGACGACUCCGCCGGGCCGGCAGGAGGGUUUUGUCUCGAGACCGGGACACUCAGACGCCUCUGCUGAGAUCACAGAAGAAGACGAGCUACCAAACACUCCGCACCGGCUGAAAGAGACAGACGUGACAAACUGAAAGUGAAAGUCAGCCGGGGGAAAGUUUGAGCUUUCACUUUCAGUGAGAGGGAAAACACCACGGCCUCAUCUCUGAAGAGGACGAGGACUUCCUCUCUGAACCAGAACCACUGAGGGGAGAAAAAGGGAAGAAGGAGUGGAGGGGGAGUUCACCACGAGAGAAACGGUGACGGAGAAAACAGGAUAUGAAAGAGAUGUGGCUUCUCCUCUGAACUGUAGGCGUAAACGUUGUCGGGUCACAUGACCGCUGUGAGUCCGUCUAGGAGGAGGAGCCUCAUCAGGACCGACGGCUGCCUGGUAGAAGCUGGUUAUCAACGAGCAGUUUGAACAUUAAAGGAAUCUGAAUUAAAACCAAACUAACAGGAUAUUAAAGGAUUUCAUCUGUUUACAUGCAGCACAGAAAAGAAACGUUUAAACGUGUCAUAAAGGACAUAAAGAAAAGAAGGUUGAAUAUGAUGAUGAGGACCAGGUCUUCUCUUAAGUUAAGAGGAUAAAGAUUAAAGGCCUGAGUCUAAACUAAAAGUGGGAUUAUAACUGCAGCGUCCUGAAGCUUUUUGAAGAAAGACUACGUUUGAUAUUUGUAUCAAUAAUUGUUCUUAUGAUGCUGCUGAACUUUCUCCAGAGACACUUCUUCAGUUUCUGAGGAAGAACGAUGCUGAAGCAAGUUAACGCUUUGAGAAAUAUUCCUAAAAUAAAACAUCCGGUUUCUCUCCUCCAUCCCUGGACGCCUGACCUCAUUAUGUGGUGACCAGAGAGGGAACCUGCCUCCUCCUCCUCCUCCUCCCCCAUCCUCCUCCUCCUCCUCCUCCUCCUCCAUCAUCCUCCUCCUCCUCCCCCAUCCUCCUCCUCCUCCUCCUCCUCCCCCCUGCUGUGGGCGUUUGGCCAGAAUCUGCAGAAGAACAAUGGAUUUCCUCUUCAAUCAGAACUCAACUAAUCAGAAAUAGUGAAGUUGAAAAUGUCGCUGCAGGAAUCUUCACUGCAGAUCAACGAGACAGAAAGCAGAGACAUGAAAAGUCUUUUAGCCUGAAUGUAGUGAGGAAGGUUUAAACGAUGACGAUAAAGUAACGGCAGCCGUCAAAGGAGGAUUCACUUUUCUUAAUAUAUUUCAUCUUCUGGUACCUUCUAGUUAAAUAACACGCUGCUUCCUUUGGUUCAGAUGUUUGAUAAACUGUAUAAUACUUCUAUGAGUCUCUGUGGUGUAUGACAAUACUGACUAGACAAUAUGAAAUAAACUAUGGACCAUAAAGUGAAUACAGAAGGAUUAAAGGGGUGAAUCUACGUUGAACAUAUCUGAUCAGUUGUUGAACGCUGACUGUAAUUAAAGGGUUUUCUGACGUAGAACAAGAGAGUAAGUCAGAUUUGAACAAACACAGAGUUCUGCUCACUCACUAAACUCAUUAGAGGAUUAUAUAAUCACAAAGACGUAAUCCGUCAGCGUGUCAUCACACCUGAUUACACUCCUACAGCACUCCGUCUGUUCACGAGCACAAACACUGAUGAAGCCGACAACAGAAACUGAACCAGAGCAGCAGAGAGGACUCUUUGUCCUCAGGAGGAGAUGAGCCACCAAUCAUUGAAUUAUAUGGUGAUAAAUCAAACGUCCAGCUGAAGGAAAAGCAUCCAGAUUCUUGUUUAUUUAAAACACUUUUCAUGUUUAGGGAAAAGACAAUACUUUAACACAUAAAAUACUGGUUUUAUUUAAAACAAUGAAUCUCCUUUCUAUUCUCAUCCUGGACCAUGACUGGCUCAUAAAUCCUGCAGGUAUGCUUAGUCCUGUUCCUUAAGAGAGAAAGAAACCACCUUUAAAAUGAAGAGUCGUUCCUGUGAUCCAGCACGAGAAGGGAGCCGGUUCCUUCUAGUCGGACCUGUACGCUCAGACAUCAGUGAAACUCAUUGUAUUGAUAACACUACUUUGGGUUAACUGUGGAAGUUUUCCUCAUCCUUUCUAUCAAUAACAACAUUAUCAUUAGUCAUGAGAUCUGUGAGGAAGGGAUCUCUAUUUUGGGACAAAAAUUGAACAGAUCUCCAGAUUCCCUAAGACCCGUAAAGGCGUUCCUCAGGGUUCUCUAUUAGGGCCACUGUUGUUCUGCGUAAGCACUUAAAAUGUGGCCUUUUACAUCAUGUCCGUAGUUUUUGUCUGAAAUUGUUGCAUAUUAAAAUAAUUCCGACCUCGUGUUGUGUCAACUUUGUUGUUGUUCGAUGCCAUCAAAAUAUUCAGAACUGGUUUCAAUUCAGCCUUUGUUGCUCAGCAUCAAAAGCCUUCAGGCCUCGUUUCCACACAGUUUUCUUUAGUGUCUGU